This is a messenger RNA of Egretta garzetta (little egret), 978 nucleotides long. It is a transcript of the gene POLDIP2, whose product is annotated as DNA polymerase delta interacting protein 2. NCBI's taxonomy places the organism in Eukaryota, Metazoa, Chordata, Aves, Pelecaniformes, Ardeidae. Gene Ontology annotation, molecular function: DNA binding. Gene Ontology annotation, biological process: error-free translesion synthesis. The transcript is spliced from 10 exons. Gene Ontology annotation, cellular component: mitochondrial nucleoid; nucleus. The record is from RefSeq and is a predicted model, not a curated record. The annotation marks the transcript as partial.
GCACCCCCUCCAAACUACCUCUCUGCUCCUAGAAACCGUCCAGAGGGCAAAGUGCUGGAGACCGUGGGGGUGUUUGAGGCACCAAAGCAGCACGGCAAAUAUGAGACGGGUCAGCUAUUUCUUCACAGUGUGUUUGGCUAUCGAGGAAUAGUCCUGUUUCCCUGGCAAGCCAGGCUUUAUGAUCGAGAUGUGGCUUCUCCUGUCACAGAAAAAAGUGAGAAUGCGGCAGGCCAUGGUUCCAAAGAGGUCAAGGGCAAAACGCAUACUUACUAUCAAGUGCUAAUAGAUGCCCGGGAUUGCCCGCAUAUAUCCCAGAGAUCACAGACAGAAGCAGUGACGUUCCUGGCAAAUCACGAUGACAGCAGAGCCCUCUAUGCCAUACCAGGUUUAGAUUAUGUAAGCCAUGAAGAUAUCCUUCCCUACAGCUCCACCGAUCAAGUGCCCAUCCAGCAUGAGCUCUUUGAGAGGUUUCUCAUGUAUGACCAAACAAAAGUUCCACCUUUUGUAGCAAGGGAUACACUGUGUGCAUGGCAGGAGAAGAACCACCCCUGGCUGGAGCUCUCCGAUGUGCACCGAGAAACCACAGAGAACAUCCGCGUCACAGUCAUCCCGUUCUAUAUGGGCAUGCGGGAAGCCCAGAAUUCCCAUGUCUACUGGUGGCGCUACUGCAUUCGCCUGGAGAACCUUGACAGUGAAGUGGUACAACUCCGAGAGCGGCACUGGAGGAUAUUUAGCUUGUCUGGCACCUUGGAAACAGUCAGGGGCCGUGGCGUUGUAGGAAGGGAGCCAGUUUUAUCCAAAGAACAGCCGGCGUUUCAGUACAGCAGUCACGUCUCCCUGCAGGCAUCCAGUGGUCACAUGUGGGGUACUUUUCGAUUUGAGAGGCCUGAUGGCUCCCACUUUGAUGUCCGAAUCCCACCCUUUUCUCUGGAAAGCAACAAAGAUGAGAAGACCCCCCCCUCCGGCCUUCACUGGUAG